Molecule: messenger RNA, 1716 nt
Organism: Penicillium subrubescens
Lineage: Eukaryota; Fungi; Ascomycota; Eurotiomycetes; Eurotiales; Aspergillaceae
Product: L-glutamate gamma-semialdehyde dehydrogenase
Exons: 3
Coding region: 1-1716 (571 amino acids)
Cellular component (GO): mitochondrial matrix
Molecular function (GO): L-glutamate gamma-semialdehyde dehydrogenase (NAD+) activity
Source: RefSeq, a predicted model, not a curated record
AUGCGACCUACAACAAUUACUCGUCUAGUUGUCCGUUCAGGCCUGCUAGUCACAUCCAGAAAUGGCGGUGGUCAGCGCUGUCUGACUAUGCUGCAUCCUCCAAAAUUCGAGAAUGAAAAGAUGUUGAACUACGCCAAGGGUUCUCCCGAAAGAGCAGAGUUGACGAAAACAAUUCAAAAACUAAAGAGUGAAUUCCCAGUCACUAUUCCCAUUCAAAUCAAUGGCGUCGAGAUCCAAACAAAGCAGUCCCGAGCUCAACUCAACCCUUCAAAGCACCGGGAAGUUGUCGCAAACUAUGCAUCAGCAACACCAGAUCAAGUCAACGCAUCAAUUGACGCGGCUUUGAAGGCAAAGCCUCAAUGGGAAGCCACACCUUUCGAAGAUCGUGCGGCUAUUUUCCUUCGCGCCAGUGAACUGAUCACCGGCAAAUACCGUUCAGAACUUGUUGCAGCAACCAUGCUGGGACAGGGCAAGAAUAUCUGGCAAGCUGAGAUUGAUGCCCCAGCUGAAACGGCUGAUUUCCUCCGCUUCUACAUCCAAGAAGCAUGGGCUCUGUACUCUCAACAGCCUCAAGUUCAACCAGAUGGACAAUGGAACAAGAUGGAAUAUCGUCCAUUGGAAGGCUUCACCUACGCUAUCGCGCCCUUCAAUUUUACUGCGUUGGGUGCGACACUUGUUGGACCGGCAGCCCUGCUUGGCAAUGUUGUUGUCUGGAAGCCUUCGGACUCGGCACUACAUGCUAGUUGGUUGCUCCAUAAGAUUUUACUGGAAGCCGGUCUGCCUAAGGACGUCAUUCAGUUCCUGCCUGGCGAUGCCGAGGAAGUGACCAACACUGUUCUGAAGAGACCUGAGUUCGGUGCUCUCACUUUCAUUGGAUCUACCGCCACGUUCAAGGGUCUGCAAAAGAAAAUUGGUGAUGGAAUUGGCCAAGGUAUUUACAACUCAUAUCCUCGUGUGAUUGGCGAGACAGGCGGGAAAAACUGGGGUGUUGUGCAUUCAUCCGCAGAUGUUAAGAGCGCCGCUUUGAACACUAUUCGAGCAGCCUUCGAAUACCAAGGCCAAAAAUGCUCGGCAAACUCGCGAGUAUAUGUGGCAGAGUCUGUUUGGCCAGAGUUCCAGAAGACUCUUGUCGAAGAAACCGCGGCCUUGAAGGUUGGCCCUGUUGAAGAUUAUGCCAAUUUCGUCAACCCCGUGAUUCACGAACGCUCUUUCGACAAGCUGAACAAAUUCAUCGAAGAUGCAAAGACCGACUCGGAACUAGAGCUACUUGUUGGCGGCAAGGCCUCCAAGAAAGAGGGAUUCUAUGUGCAUCCAACUGUCUACCGCACAUCUGACCCUCGGCACGAGAUCAUGUCUACCGAGUUAUUUGGUCCUAUUCUGGGUGUUUAUGUUUUCCCCGAUUCAGAGUGGGAGCAGACCCUCAAAUUAAUUGAUACGACAUCUCGCUACGGCCUCACCGGUAGCAUCUUUGCGAAGGAUCCUUAUGCUAGCCGUCAGGCUCAGACUAUCUUGAAGCAUGCUGCUGGUAUGCUUUAUCUUAACAGCAAGUGCACUGGCGCUACCGUUGCCCAGCAGCCUUUCGGUGGAAGUCGAGACUCAGGCACGAAUGAUAAGACUGGCACUAUGGCUCAUCUUCAGCGAUUUGUUAGCACUCGCACAAUCAAGGAAGAGUUUGUGCCUUUGGAGAAGGUUCAGUAUCCUUCAAACGAGGUUUAA